Molecule: messenger RNA, 2032 nt
Organism: Myotis brandtii (Brandt's bat)
Lineage: Eukaryota; Metazoa; Chordata; Mammalia; Chiroptera; Vespertilionidae
Product: ret finger protein-like 4A
Molecular function (GO): protein binding
Source: RefSeq, a predicted model, not a curated record
GAAGUGAGUGAGGUGGGAGGAGCUACUUGCCCAAUAAAACCGGCCGGCUUGCUGGUCGACCUCACUCCACAGCUGAGCCUUCAAGUGAAGUAGCCAGAGGCCAGAAGGGGACUUAGCGUCUGAGAGGUGAGUCAAUCUGAGGGGAUUUCGUUUUCACUUUCAAAUGUCUACAGACGGUCUUGGGAAUGGAGGGAUCUAUCGAUUCAGCAGGUGCUGUCUGGGGCCAACUCAAGGCCAGGCAUGGCGUGGACACCGAGGGACAGGGGCCUCUGAUGGGAGCGGUAGGCAGGACUCGGCGGUUCAGGACCAGGUGGGAGUAAGAAUUUGAUCAUCAGGUCCGAGCUUGGCGGACUCUGAGGCGGUGCGAAGCGUGUCCCCCACGGACUUCCUCCGCCUCUUGGGUUCCGCGGUGGGUUUCCCCCCCAUGGGGGCGGGGCGGGGGCAGCGGGGAAACGCGGAGGGUUUCAGGUCUCAGCCAGCACUUCCCACUGGAUCUAUCAGAGGACCCGGAAUUGUCGUUGUAAACUCCUGUUCUAGUAGCCCCAUAAGCAAAGACUAAGGAAAGCGACCCAGGUCCGGCUGGUUGGCUUAGUGGUUAGAGCAGCUGCCCUCCCUCCCAAGGGACUCGGGUUCGAUUCCCAACACAUGGGGAAGCGUGGAAGCCUAAAGAAAAAUUAAACGCUAAUUUUCUCCUGACAGGCAGGUGUAGAUCCUUCUAACAGGGAAUCAAUUUGGGGGGGGACUGUGCAGGAGUGAGUGCACAUUCUCUUUCCUUCUGGUCUUCAAAAUCUUAGGCUGCACGCAUUUCACUGUGGCUAAGCCCCACCCCAACCAGCGUGUUGCACCUCAGAAGUUCAGGGCUUGGAGCCAUUUCUAUUGGCCCUUCGAUUGCAUCCUCCUCACCCAGCGGUCCUGGUUGCAAAUGUCUAUCCUAGAAAGAGGAGGCGUCCCGGGACCCAUGAGUCCCUCUCCCUCAAGAGAAGCUCACCGCGCCCGCCCCGCCCCUCUUACUCCCCAGGGGGCGGCCAUGGCCCAGCACUUUAAGGAAGCCGCCCGCUGCCCCGUCUGCCUCACGUACUUUGAGGACCCCGUGAACCUCAAGUGCGGCUACAUCUGCUGCCGCCGGUGCCUGCGCGCCCUGCCCAAGGAGCCGGACGGCGAGGGGGUGCGGUGCUUCAACUGCUCCAAGGUUUCUCAGACGGCCGACAUCAAGCCCAACAGAGUGCUGGGCAGGCUGGCGGCCAAGGCCAAGGCGAUGGAGCCCCAGCUGGCAUCCGUCCUGCAGAUGGACCCCAAGAUUCGCAAGUUCCACGUGGACAUGACCUUGGACGUGGACACCGCCCACAACUACCUCACCAUCUCCGAGGACCUGCAGCGGGUCCGCAUCGGGGGUCUCCCACAGGGGCGCCGAGCCCACCCUGGGAGAUUCAACGACUCCCCCUGUGUCCUGGGCUCUCCCCGCUUCACCUCCGGUCGCCACUACUGGGAGGUGGACGUGGGGAGCAGCCGGCAGUGGAGCCUGGGCCUCUGCAGGGAGUCGGCGCCCCGGCAGGGCGAGGUGGUCCUGUCCGCGGAGCUCGGCUUCUGGACCGUGAGCUGCAAGGACGGGAACCAGUUCAUCGCCGGCACCGAGCCCCCCUUGGGGCUCAUGGUCCAGCCUCGCCUGCGCCGCCUGGGCCUCUUCCUGGACGUGGAGAUGGGGACCUUCUCCUUCUACCACGUGGCCGAUGGGUCCCACGUGUUCACGUUCCCCGUCACUUCGGCUGGGGAGCCCCUGCGCCCCUUUUUCGGGCCUGCGGAUUGCACAGGGGAUGCUGAGAGCUGGCUGGCCCUCUGUCCCUGAGUCCCCGCCGGGCUUGGGGGGGGGGGGCCUCCGGGACACGGACACGGGCUACCUGCGCGCUGAGUCCCUGAAGGCCGAGCGGAAAUGAGUCACGUCGGCGGGAAACGGGCCUCCCGGUGCGGUGUGGUUCCGGUGGUGCCGUUUGGGACUGCGUAUCUGAUUAGCUAAUAAACGUGUUCUGAAUUUGCA